UGCUAUCUUUACUAACAUUUUAGAAUGAUUUAACUGCGACUAUUUUUAUAAAACAAUGUAAAGACCAACACACACAUUGCGCUCGACUCAGGUGAGAGUACGCGAAAUUUUUUCACUGCUGUGGUUUUUCUUUCUCUUUCUACUCGUAUCUAUUUGCCGGCUACGACACUUUGUAAUGACCGUGCUUUUUUUUCGCCCCCUAAUGGUUAAUUAGCCUGUAAUAAUUAAACGUUUUUGUCUAUUUUCGCGGCGGUCUAACGGUGGUGAUCGAUGCGGGUAUUAUUUAUUUCGAUUCGAGUAUUUAAUAAGCGGUGCUGGAGGUGUGUUUUUUUCACACCAUAUUAUAGUGAUAGUGGUGCUCUUUAAUAAUCUAAUUGCGCGUUAAUGUGCCGGCUGUUGUGCUGAUAAAAAUGUGCAUAUUGGCGAUAUUUUUAUCCGAGUGACCGCUCUGUGUCUCCUGGUUUCAUACCUUCUGCAAGACUGCCACUGCCAGCCUACCUAUUAAUUAAUGUAUUUCGCCGAAAUUGACUCAACCAGUUGCACGAGAUGCAACAUAUUAAACCUAUGGGAAAGGGGGACCCUUUGUGUCCACUGGGAUUCCAUCCUCAAGUACGAUGGCCUACCAGAUGCAAAAGAUGUUUUAGAGACUACAAAGAACACGGAAAUCGUAAUAAAGACCAAGACUAUAAAUUAAAAAGAAACGAUACAACAGCUUCAUCUCCUACUCUUUCAUCAUGGAAUUCAAAACCAGUCGAAGAAAAAAACAACGGAACCAUUGGUACCAGAUCAUGGACCAGUACGAGUAAUUUAAACAUAGACAGCACAUCUGCCCCAAAAAACUACGAAAAUUCCAAAGCUUCGUCGUGGACUUCGACUCCAGAUUUAGAUAAAUUGUCUAACGAUACAAAGCCUUCUGUAGAAACUACCGCCAGUGUGACUUUGCCUAGGAGAAGGCCGCAGCCAAAAAAUGAUGAAAACUCGGAAGAUGAUUAUCGUCGUACGCAGUACACGGUUCGAAGGCGAACCAGUUCCAAUUUACUCAACAAGAUUUCUACCAUUGAAGAGAACGAUUCGACUAAAAAGAAUGAGGUGAAUUCAGUCAAUUACACAAAUAAUAACGAGCUUAGGAAUAAUAUCCCCAAUGACUGCAAAGAUGAUGCUGAAUCUGAUGUAUUUACGGAUGCUGCAAGCACCAUACAUACCGAUGAUACUGAGACUAUUGUUAAUAGUGAUAUUUUACAGGAGCAAGUAGAAAGCUUAAAAUUAGAACUAUCUGGUAUGAAAAUGCGUUGUGAGAAAGCAGAAAAAGAGAAAAACGAUAUGCUGAUGAGAAGGGUUGCCUCUUUGGACAAUUCGAUGUCAACCAAAACAACAUCAUCUGAGCUGACCAAACUUCAAGAAAAAAUAAACAAUUUGAACGAAACGUGCGAAAAUUUGCAAAAAGAAAAGAAAACUCUGAUGAAAAAAAUCGAAACACUGGAAAACAAAAAAUCCAAUAAAUCUUCUACUGAUUCGGAAAUCGAAACUCUCAAGUCAAAAUUACACGCAGCCGAGUCAUUAUGUGAAGAGUUGAUGGACGAGAAUGAAGAAAUGAAGCGUGAAUUGAAAGAUAUGGAGUACGAGAUAGAGGAAAUGCAAGAUAAUUUCAGAGACAAUCAAGCCGAUGAAUACUCGUCGAUUAAAAAAGAACUCGAGCAGACAGCAAAGAACUGUCGAAUUCUAUCGUUCAAGUUGAGAAAAUCUGAACGAAAAGUAGAACAAUUAGAGGCUGAUAAAUUUGAAUCAGAAAGGAAAUCUAGAGAGGCUGUUUUAAAACUGCAAAAAGAACUAGAGGAAGUGAACGAGAAGCUGAAGUUGAGUAGUAACGAAGACGUUAAGAAGAAAGCUCCAAUGUUAGGAAACAUUCCAAAAACCCCCUCCGGCGAAAAAGUUUCAAGAGCUUCGCUAACCAGAGGCGGAUCACAAGAAGAUCCAGCUCAACUUUUACGAGACUUACAAGACUCGAUAGAACGAGAGGCGGAUCUUCGCGAGCAACUACGCUACGCCGAAGAAGAAGCUCAAAAUUUGCGUAAGAAGGUUUCCCGUGUUGAAGAUGAUAACGAAUCCUUACUUAUGCAAUUGAAGAAAAUGGCUACAAAAGCCAAAAGUCGUAAAUCCAGUCCUACGCAUUCCCGUUUAAAUCCCGAAUCUGCUGCCGAGAAAGAUGAAGGUAUAUCAGAUGACGAUGAUCCGACAGAACUUAGAUUAUUAUUAGAGCUUAAUGAACAAGAGACGGCUGUGUUACGUAAAAAAGUAGAAGAAUUAGAAGAAAACUGUGAUAUUUUAAAGAGGAAAGCAUCUGACCUUCAGGAUAAGCUUUUAACAAAGGAUCAGAAGAUUAAUCCACUCGGCAAGAGGGAAUCUAACAAACUUCUCGAAGCUGAAAUAGCAGAUCUCAAGAACAAAUUAUUAGAAAAAGAUCGCGAAUGUAAGCAACUGGAUUCGGAAUUGUCUUUAAUCAAGAAGAAAUCGAAGAAUUUACAAAAAACCAGAUCGUUGGAUGGUGAUCAGUCUACUAUCGAUUCGCAACGUCAGCUGAAAAUAGUCGAGCAAGAAGUGAGCGUACUCAGAGCACGAAUAUCUUCAUUGGAAAAUGAAAAUGAACAGCUUCAAGCUGCCAGUAAACAACUCACUAUUACUAAACUAUCGAAAAAAGCAAGUUCUCAGAACGAGACUGAGCUUAAAACCAAGAUAUCAUCUUUGGAAAAACAACUGGCAGAAAAACGUUUAUCGAAAAUCAAAGAAACUAAUAAAAAAGCUGGCGAAGAGAUUGAACAAUUACAGCGCAAGGUUACCGAGCUCGAAUCGGAUAAUGCGAGACUGAUUACGAAUUUGAAAGUUUUAAAAGAAGGUAAUUUGGACGGUAUUAAAGAAUUACACGGUAAAAGGACGCCAAAAAUAAUAUCAGAUACGACUUCCAAAGCUGCCCUAAAAACCAUGAUACAAGAAUUAGAAAACGAAAUAGACGAGAUUUUAUUCAGCCAAGAAAAGUGCCUCUCAUUAUACAAAGAGAAACUAGAAAAAGAAUCCAAUAGUCAAGAUAAAAAACACUUGAUUUUAGAAUUAGAUAAGACCAAACAAACGUUGGAAAAAGUUCUAGCAGAGCAAAAAGAAGAGAAAAUGAAAUUCGAAAAAGAAAAGGAAAAACUACUCAAUGAUAAGAAGAAACUUGAAAAUGCUCGAAGUAAAUUAGAAGGUGCUAAAAAUAAAGAAAAAGAAAACGAAGAAGAGAAAAAGAAAUUGCAAUUACAAUUAGAAGAAUUAAAGGAACAGAUGACACGUCUGACUAAAGAGCUUAAAAAUUCUCAAGAAAAACAACACGAAACGAACGAUCAAUUAUCAUCUGCUUAUAGCGAAUUGGAAGAAAAAAGAAAAUUAGUAGAUAAAUUGAAAAUUGAAUGCGAAAGUGCUCGAGAUACGAUCAAAGAAGAUGGAAAAUUGAAAUCAGAGAUUUCAGAUAAAAAGAAUAAAAUCUCAGAGCUGGGGAAAAAAUUACAAGAACUGGAAGAAAAAUCUAGAAAAUCAGAACGUUUGGUUCAAGUGAAAAAAGAAAAAAUCAUGACAAUGGAGAAAGAACUGGAAAAUAUGAAAAAAGAGAAUCUCUCCAAGAAAAGUGCAGAACAAGUGGAACGUGAAAAAUGGACUCAAAAAGAGACUGAAUUAAAGGACUCGAUUAAUGAAUUAAACAAACAGAUCAAAGCUUUGAACACCAAAGUGGAAGAAAAAGAUAAAAAAAUUAAAGACUUGGAGGAAUCAAUUAAACAAAAAUCACUCAAUAAUAAAAAUCAAACUGCUGCAACAUCCAAUGCGAAAAUUUCAGAGCUCGAAUCGAAAUUAUCAUCUGCUCAAAAUGAAAUUAAAACGUUAAAUGACAAACUCAAACAGCUUGAAACUGAGAAACAAGAAAUUGAGAAGGUGGCAGCUGCUUCGAACGAUCUGAAAACUGCAGUUAAAAACUGGAAAACGAAUGCUGAAAAACUGAAAUCAGACUUAGAAUCUGAAAGAGCUUCCAUCAAACAAAUCAAAGAAGAACAAACGAAACAACUCGAAGAAAAAGAUGCUGAAUUGAAAUCACUCAAGAAAAAGAUCCUUAACGUGGGCGAUAAAAAAAUGAACGAUAUCAAGAAAGAUUUUGACUCCAAGAUAGAAGACUUUAGAAAGCAGCUGGAAGGAAAACAAAAGGAUUACGACGAACUUACUGCGAAAUAUGAACAACUGGAAGACGAACACGUUAAAAUCAAAAGUCAAAUGAAUUUGCAAAAGGAACAAAUGCAAAGCCAGGUACUGUGUGGUCAAAGAGAGCUGGCAACGGUACAAAAUGAAUUACGCACCUUGAGAGAAACUUAUAACAACAGACAGGAUAACUGGAUCAAAGAAAAAUUGCGUUUGGAGGAAAAAAUAAAAGAGCUAGAUAACCUAUUACUGAACAACGAAACUUUCAAAUUAGAGCACAAUAAAGUUAAACUUUUGCUCGAAGUCAAAGAAUCCGAACUAGAAAAACUUCAUAAAGAAAGCAUUCAACAACGAGACCAACUAGAACACAUGAGGAAAGAAAAUGAAGAACUGCAGAAAAAACUAGACGAUUUCGAUAAAGUGAUCAAAGUUCAACGUAACAUCGUAGCCGACGCUUCAGCUCUGGAAACCCAAAUAACCGAAUUAAAAGCUAAACUAUACAACGAAGAAAAAUCUCGUAAAGUGGAAGUGGCAGCCUUAAAACUUCGCUACGAGAACCACGUUUCAGCCAUUUCAGCCGAACUAAAAGAUGUUCAAGCACAAGUGAUGAGAUUUAAACACGAACGAAACAAGUACAAGCAGUUGUUGGAAAGUGCUCAAAAAACUGCCACAGAGAAUAAACCUGCACUGUCAGCACAGCCAACCAAUUCCGAAGAGGCUGAAGAGUUGAAAUCACAAAUAGCAACGCUGGAACAACAAAUCAGUUGCAUGGAAGAUGAACUGUCCGAGGCGAGAAUUGAAAGUUCUAGAAUAAAGACUGAAUUAGUUUCUGAAAGAUCAGCGUGGGAUGUUAAAGUAUCAGAGAUGACUUCUCGAAUUAACGAAUUGGAAGAAGAAAGACUCUUCCAGUCUGGUAGAACGAAAACAGCAGGUUUAAAAACAAGAAUGGAACUAGCUUGGCAAAAGGAACGCGAAGAACAAAACAGGCUUCUGCAAGAGACUUCAACAUUGGCUAGAGAUCUUCGUCAAACUUUAUUCGAGGUGGAAAGAGAACGAGACAAAGAACGACUGGAAAUUAAACGAAGACUCGAACAAAUGAAAAAGAAUGCUGACGAAGAGCAAGAAGAAACCAAAAAGAAGCUCCACGAAUUACAAUGUGAUUUGCUUGAAUUACGCGAUGCUCAUGCUAAAUUGCGUACAACCAACGAAAAGUUGAGACGUGAGAAGGAAAGAACAGACAGAGAUAAAGAUGUAAUCAGACAAACUAGUAGACCCAACGGUGCUGAAUUUGAUCAGAAGAAAAUUAAUUAUAUUUUAGAUUUAGUUAGUGAGUUAUCAAAAACUGUACCUUUGAGCGCUGAUAAAGGGCUCCCUCCAGUUCCCAAUAAAAAACAAUCUUCCUCUCGCGAAUCUUCCGUUGAAUUAAGAAACACAUCACGUGAAAGCUCGGUAGCCAAAGACGACUUCAAUACUGGACAGCAACAAAUCCUCCAAAGGUUAUUCGAAGCAACCAGACAAAUCAAAGCUAAUCAAUACACCCCUAAUUUUAAUAGGGACGUUGCCAGGAAAGCUUUUGUUUCAAGAAGACCUGCUUCCACUGAAUCGGAUAAAGUUGCAGAAGUAGGAGGUGGACUUCAGAGAAGGGGUAGUUUGUACAGAAAAUGUAUAUCUUUGGAACAAACUGCUCCAACAGGCGAGCCUCAAGAACAAAUGAUUUGGAGAACGGACGAAGACACGGAUGGAAGUUUGACCAGUUUCCAAUCAUUCGACGACUCGUACAAUCCUCGAGCUAAUAUUAAAUUUGAUCAAACAUUUGAUAGUCGUUUAUCCGGUGGUUCAACUCAUAGUGAAAUGUUACCAUCAACUUUGGAACGAAAAAAGAAAAAAGGCUUGUUGGGUAAACUGAAAAAAUUCGCUAAAUCAUCUCGAAGCAUCGACGAUGACUCGGAUACAUUUCCAUUAGGUUCAGCGAGUCAGGGUAAUCCGGGUUCGAAUAGUAGUAUUUCUUCGAAUAUCAUUCCCGAUCAAGAAUCCGUUCCUAGAAGAGAUCUCAAAGGUCGUAUUAGUGAUUUGUUCAAGAAAUCCGACUCGCGAAGUAACAGCAUGGAACGUACGCCUAAUACUACAUCUUCGUUUGAAAUAACCGACGGGUCUGGCACAUACGAUAAACGAAUUACCGAAAGUCAAACGUUACCGAGAAGAUCGACGUCAUCCUCCACUAAGACUGACAAACAACUUGCACCAACACUCAGAGCCGGAGCAACGAUGCCUCGAAACGUAUCGCAGAAGAAACCAAGAUCAUAGGAAAAUUCCAACUCAACGUGAAUUAGGCUGGAUAUGAUCGCGAUUUAUAUAUUUACGAUUGUACUUUGCUAAUUUGUAAGAAAAAAAUAAAGAAAUUUAAAUAA
Molecule: messenger RNA, 6620 nt
Organism: Planococcus citri (citrus mealybug)
Lineage: Eukaryota; Metazoa; Arthropoda; Insecta; Hemiptera; Pseudococcidae
Product: early endosome antigen 1
Exons: 44
Coding region: 547-6516 (1989 amino acids)
Source: RefSeq, a predicted model, not a curated record